AUGGAGGAAACUCAGCUGGACUGGAAUGACUCCACGGAUGUCCUUCAAGGCAUCAUGGUUGGACACGAAGGACAUGAUCUGUCCGAUCCUAAAUCCUCAAAUCUCCCCUUCGAUGCCGCAAACCCACUGCUAGACCUCCAACUCGGAUCGCUCGAUCCAUCACUUAACCACCCACUCUUAAGCCAAUGGCCUUCACACCCCCGAGACCUAUACUACUCCCAAUACACUCACUCUCGCCUGACAGGCGAUCAAGAUGCCUGGAAUCCGCUGCUGGCCACCGGUGUCCCGGCCACCUCGUCCAUCUCGCAUAUGAACAUGCCUGCCCAGAUGCCCGACCAGGACUGCUGCUUCUCGCAACAUCACUAUAGCGAGCCAUCUGAGAACGGAAGCCAGUAUAUGGAUAGCUAUCACUCUGCUGAUUCCGGCUACGGUGGGACCAGCUGUGCGACGCAAUCUGUUGUUGCUUCUUCAUACAGCGUGGACUCCUCGAGCCCGCAGAUGGACAUGACAGAGAAUAUCUCCACCGAGUCGGGGCCUUCGUUUGAUCAUGCCAAGUAUGGGUCUGUGUCUGAGUCAUCGUACACAUCGGAGUUUAUGGGCUCGCCAUCGCAGCUGGUUGAUGCCUCGAUGCGAUGCGAGCAUCCAUCAUGCAAGUGGGUUGGGAAAUGCCCUUCGGACAAAAGGAAACACGAGGCUCGCCACAAGAAGCUCUUCAAAUGCGACGUGCCAAAUUGCCCGCGGAAGGACGGGUUUGGCACCAUUAAUGAUCUUGCCCGUCAUAAGAAAUGUGUUCACAAUAAAGAGCCCGAGCGUGGGCCCAAGAUGUUGUACAUGUGUUUCGGGACAAACUGCCCGCGCCCGAACAAGAGGUGGCCGCGCCUGGAUAACUUCAAGCAGCACCUGAACCGGAUGCACCAUGAAGAGGAUGGGGAGGGACUCUUGAAAAAGUCCAUGGAUUGGUAUGAGACAGUCAUCCUUUGCCAACCAGAACAGAGCUUCGACGAGCGUAGCUCAAGAGAUGAGUCGGUAUUAGAAGCGGAAGAAGACGAGGCGUCCGUCCAGUCGACUGCCGAUCUCGAGCCGGAAUAUGGUUCAAUGUCCCAACAGAGGACCGACGUCUUCACAUUUGGUGCUGCCACGCCGAGACCCCCUCAGUAUGAUACGCCGUCUCUUGUUGACUCGACAUCUCCUCAAUUCCCCGCUUUUGGCUCCCUGGGUCUGUCAACAACGACUCAAAAUUCGUCCGCUGAACGCGGCAUCACAAAGUCCGAUGGAUCGGUUGCAGAUGCAGCUGAUAACUUAAUCAACGCCAUGACGAAGAUGAUGAACAACCGCGGGCGGAGACCAAGUCAGAAUAUCGACGAGGGGAUCGACCUUGAAACCGACGCUGCUCAGCUAUCCCAGCCCCAGCGGCAAAUGCUGCAGAAGGUUCUUUCGGUGGCCCUGGAACGGUUAUCCGACGACAACGAAGCAACCACACAAGAUCCUGAUAGCGAAAAGCGUGGCUGGUUCCAAUGUGACGCGUGCCCAAAGCAGACCCGGCUACGAUGUGAAAUGAAGAAACACCAGAAGCGUCACGAACGACCAUACGGCUGUACAUUCCCCCACUGCGCUAAGUCAUUUGGCAGCAAAGCUGACUGGAAGCGCCACGAGAGCUCCCAGCAUCUCGGUAUGCCAAGUUGGUUCUGCACAGAACACGAUGUGCAAACAGGCGCCUCGUGCGAGCGGCUGUUCUAUCGACCCGACACAUAUACCCACCACCUGCGCCAGCACGGGAUUCAUGAAUAUCACGUCGCAGCUUCGGCUGGCAAUAACCGGCUCGAUCUGGCUGGCCAGUCGCACUUCUGGUGUGGGUUCUGUAACCACAGAGUCCCACUAAAGAACCAUGGCCCGGAGGCCCUGGAUGAGAGGUUCAAUCAUAUCGAUAUUGAGCAUUUCAAGAAAGGAGAGAGGGGUCAGGACUGGCGGUUCCCAUCUUCGUCACUCGAGGGAGACGAGAUGGAUCAGACUAAGGAUGUUGCGGUACAGACGUUCGACCACAGUCGGAAGGCUUCAACGACCGGCGAGCGGAAGCGCAAGUAUGCUGCGGCAUAA
This is a messenger RNA of Penicillium samsonianum, 2094 nucleotides long. RefSeq names its product putative C2H2 finger domain protein. The transcript has 5 exons. The record is from RefSeq and is a predicted model, not a curated record. Bases 1 to 2094 code for a protein of 697 amino acids. Lineage: Eukaryota; Fungi; Ascomycota; Eurotiomycetes; Eurotiales; Aspergillaceae.